AAUGGAACUUACAACUUUGCCUAAAUUCCUUUGGACAAGUGACAACAAGCUUCUGCAUCACCAUUUUCCAGACAUACUGGCUACUGUUCAUACCACACAAGACAUCCCCAAAGAAGUUGUUUUUGGACCAUGCAUGCUCCAGAACACCCUGCUGGACACUGUAGCUUUCAUUGCCCUCAAGUGUUCUGAUAGACGGAACGUUCACUAUGUAUUUAAGGUGGAUGUCACAUCUGUGCACAGUCCCACAGGACUGCCUUGGAUGAGACUCGUGCAAGCAGCUGCCAACAGCAAGGAGCAGAACUUGGAAGCUUACUUAGAAAACAGUCAGUUAUACUAUCGCUCUACCAGGAAAAUCAAUAAAAAUGAGGAACUGCUUGUCUGGUAUGAUGAGGAGCUUUCCAGCCUCUUGGGUUUCAACGAGAUAAAAGCUCAGAGUCCCCAGAAUGAGUUGAGAUGUCAAGAAUGUGACCGAGUCUUUAAAUGUGAGCAUUCCUAUCUGUCCCAUGUCCGCUUCCUCUGUGUCCCAGAGAAGACCGCUCUCCUGUGGAGAAACUUCCAGAGCCCUAAAACUGAAAACAGCAACCUAGCUGAACAGACCACAAAUUUCCACAGUCUGGCAAGAGACCUGGAAGUCAAAAUGGCAGCUUACAAAGGUGAUGCACAAGGUCUUAUUGGAGAGAGGAGAGCAAAAUCUGAAGAGGCUGAGAACCACAGGAGCAGGAAAACAGUGCUGUUGGAGAAAACCAAUAAUUUGACUGAGGAGCAUAACUGUGGGGGCAAGGACGAGGUUGGGGGAGAGCAUGCAUUGGCUGGUUCUUUCUGGAAGCUUAGUUCCGGGAGGCAGUCAGCUAGGAAGGAUGCUUUAGAGCAGAAGCAGAGUGCUUUCACUGAGGUCAGGAGGAUGAAAGAGAAGCUGAGGAAUGAGAGACUGCAGGAGCCAGAACAGGAGGAUGGCAUGGUCCCACUUGGUAAAGACCAGGUAUCAAAGGAAGUGUUGCUGAACUCCUCUGGUAGUGCAUUCUCCUUUGUUUGGCCCACCAGAGCUCGAGGAGAACAGAAGAGUGCUUUCAGCAAACCCAGUAAGUGUGUAACAGAAGGAGCUGCAGUAAAUUCUUCUCAUCCCAUGAGUGAGUCAGCAAAGAGCCUGGGGGAGCUGUCUGGCUUCAUUGCCACCGCAGACAUCAUGUGCUGCAGCACUCUUCUCAAUUCCAAGUUCUUUGUCAGUGAUUUGUGUAGUGCUCAGAUGCUGCAGACAAGCAUCACUCGGAGCAAUGUUUUCCCAUAUACCUCAGAACAGUGGCCCAAGCAAGCAGGACAGUUACAAAACACCACCACCACUUCCUCCUCUUCCUCCUCCUCCUCUUCCUUGACUCUUCUUCCCCCCACCUUCACAUCCUUUGGAGUGGCUGCCCAGAACUGGUGUGCCAAAUGCAACCUGUCCUUUCGCAUGACAUCUGAUUUAGUCUUCCACAUGCGGUCACAUCACAAAAAAGAAUACUCCUCAAGUGAAUCCCAGUGCAAGAGGAGACGAGAGGAGAAGCUGACAUGUCCCAUUUGCCAUGAGUACUUCCGAGAACGCCAUCAUUUAUCCCGGCACAUGACUUCUCAUAAUUAGAGCUGUGCAGACAGAUGCCACCAAGGGACCGGGCAGGUUGGAUGAAGAAGGGAAUGAUAGUUCACUUAAAUCUAUUUCUUUUUGAGUUUACAUUAAUAUCUUUCAGGAAAUCACUGUUUACAAUAAUUUAUAAGAGAUGCUUUGCGAAAAAAAAUAUAAAAUGUUUACAAAAGUCUGAGUGGGUUUUAAGUUUUGAAGACUCAACCAAGCCCUUGUCAACCUAUUUUUGAGGAAAUGAAAUAGUGAAAUGAAUCCACAUGCAGUGCUAAUUUGCAGAGUAGGGAACAAAAAAUUGAUUUGCAAACAGAGUUGUCUUUGCUUAUGUUUGAUUUGC
Messenger RNA from Hirundo rustica (Barn swallow), 1949 nucleotides. It is a transcript of the gene ZNF488, whose product is annotated as zinc finger protein 488. Lineage: Eukaryota; Metazoa; Chordata; Aves; Passeriformes; Hirundinidae. Gene Ontology annotation, molecular function: protein binding. Gene Ontology annotation, cellular component: nucleus. The record is from RefSeq and is a predicted model, not a curated record. The coding region runs from base 2 to 1615 and encodes 537 amino acids. Gene Ontology annotation, biological process: regulation of DNA-templated transcription. The transcript has 3 exons.